UUUCCGUUACCUAUGUAUUGUGCUCUGCUAAUUGCAACACUUGAUAGGACCUGUUGUGAUAUCAUGGAUCGCUUAGGUUCCACCAGGAUCUGGUAGUCCUCAUAAUUCUGUGGCCUCUAUGUAUCGUCAUCUCGCACAACUCCUUAAGAAUCUUGUGAAUUUGUCAUGUGAAAAUUUGCAGCCUUCCAGACAUUGAUUGGGUCAGCGAGGUGUCGCACGUCACCUCAAGAUCGGGUGAAUAAAUCCCGAUUAUGAAAAAAUUACAAAGUUCGAAAAAUUAGUCACAGCCUUUUUAUAUAUUUAAAUCGCAGUCCAUUUACCUAUGUGAUAAAAAAGCCAACAGAACAGCCACAUUUGGCAAGAUAAUACAUGUAUAUUAUACAUAAAUCAUGAGACCUUCUGGGUGUUUCUAUGCAACUUCCUAUUUCUCAUCCGAUUUGCACGCAGGCGGUCAUACAUACAAAGACAAUCUUUCGAUUUAUAAUAUAGUUAAUUACAUUUUUACUGGGUCAUUUUUACUGGGUCGUACCUAGCAUUUUAGUUUGUUUUGUAAAUUUUGUAGAAAUAUUUUGACGUGUGAUGAUGUUUAUGUCAUUGUUAGUUGACAUGAUUCGAUUUCGUGAUUUCUUUGUAGUGUAGAUAUGAAUUUGAUAGGCACAAGAACCUGGUUAAUUGGUUCUCAACUUUCUAGUGAUAGCUUCUUAUCAAAACCAUGUGUUGUAACAAAUGGGGCCCCAAAAGAAGAUGCUGUUCAUAAUCUACAUAAGUAUUCGGAUAGUAUAGAAUAACCAGGAGAUCUUUAAAAUACAAAUUGAGGAAUAAAGAUGGAGUUGGUAGAGUUUUCUUAAAUUUGUUUCACUAAAAAUUUGUUUCACUUAAAAAAAAUGUUGGUCCUGACAUAUCAGGGUAAUUCUCAGCAGGGAAAAGUAUUGAAAGCACCAUCACAGGACGAUGUUUAUUUGUUUUAUCAUUACGUUGAUCUGGAGUUUGUGGAAAAUUGCAACAACUCUUUAUAUUAUGGAAACUAAAUGUGUCUAUUUUUAUCAAGUUUUCAUUUCUAACCUACUUCCCACUUGAACAAUUCAUUGUUUUCGAUUUUAACACAUGUUUUAUUUUAACACAGUUUAGUAUAAAGUCAAUGAUACGUUUUUUAGCCUUGUAUAAAGUAUCAAUAUUUAUAAUUAUCAUUAUUGUUGUCAAGAAAUAUUAAAUUUGCUGAUUGCUGUUAAUGAGUAUGUAUCUAUAACUGUGCCGGAGUUUGUUUUAAUAAUGUGCUGAAAUUUAAUAUUUUCAUCCUUUCUAUAUAGGCUUAGAAAUAAAAGUCCUGCCAGAAAAGAAGAGACUUUAUUAAGAUGGCAAACUUUAACUUCCCUAAACUGGACAUGUGGCAACUCCGCAACAUUGGCGACAAAGUUACGAAUGUUGUGAUGAAUUAUACUGAUGCAGAAACCAAGGUAAGGGAAGCAUCCAAUGAUGAUCCUUGGGGGCCCUCUGGAACACUAAUGCAGGAAGUUGCUCGCCUCACCUAUCAAUAUACCACUUAUGAUGAAGUCAUGGCUAUGCUUUGGAAAAGGAUGUUUGAAAACAAAAAGAAUUGGAGGCGAAUCUAUAAGUGCCUGCUAUUGCUCGCAUACCUAGUACGCAAUGGAAGUGAGCGAGCUGUUGAGAAUGCUCGAGAUCACUUGUUCGACUUGGGAUCUCUAGAAAACUACACUUUCACUGACGAAGUAGGGAAAGAUCAAGGGAUUAAUGUGCGACAACGUGUGACAGAGCUGAUCCAGUUCCUUCAAGACGAUAAAAUGAUCAGGGACGAGCGGAAGAAGGCCCGAAAAAACAGGGACAAAUACACUGGUGUUUCAAGCGACGAGUUUUCAGGAUCUGGAUUCGGACCCAGCAAAGGACCAGCUGUAGCUAGAAGCACCAGUACCGAUUCUGACCACGGAUUUCAAGAAUCGAACUUGGACAAACUUCGUUCAUUUAGCAGUGGUAUUUUCGACAAGGCUAAAUCGAAAUGGGACGAUGAUAAAGAGGAAGAUUUUAAAAUUAAAGACGAUCUCAGCUCCUGGAAACCAAAAACUGAUAGUUGGGGUUCCGGACUGAGGAAACCUUACAAGGACGAGGACGAAGAGGAGAGCAAAGAAGAGAAGGGAUUUGAUGCUGUAAGGGAAGAGGCCGCUGAAGACGAUGAUGAUUUUGAUUUUAUUCGGUCGAAGAGCAGCGCCAUCUCUAACGAUGCGCCCCGCAAGAAAGCCGAACCCAGUAAAUUGGUUGGGUUAGGGGCUGCUUCUAGCUUCGCUAAGGGCGGUGAGACACCAGCAGCAGCUGUUCCAGCGCCAACUCAAGAACCAUUUGAUCCGUUUAAAGAAAACUCAAAGGUGGAGGAGACUGCAGAUUUGUUCAAUUUUGGGGACGAUCCUGCCCCUCUCCCUUCACAAUCAGCUGCUGCUGAACAUGCUGAUCCUUUCUUCGGAUCGGAAUCUCCAACAAAUGAUGGUUUUGCAGAUUUCGCGUCCUUCCAGUCGGCGCCUGCUAAUGAAGCUAAACCAGCCGCUAAUGGGCUAGAAGCGGACUUAUUUGGACUAAGCUUGGGUCAAGCACCAGCCGCAGCCCCUGUCCCAGCAGCAUCUACAGAUCUGUUCGGAUUAUCGUCAGCACCACAAGCAGCUCCAGCACAACCUGCUGCAGCUGACCCGUUUGCUGCGUUCGCAUCCCUUUCCGCUUCUCAGCCCGCAGCGCAGCCCAACUUGAUGGACGACUUUGCUGGUUUUGGUGCGCCCAGUAAUCCUGCUCUUACUCAGACAGUUCCUAGCCAACCUGUCCAACCCAUGAUGAAUCUCAUGCCCCAAAAUCAGUCUCUGAUAUCUCAAAACCAGCCUAUCAUGUCCACCAGCACGAACCAGCCUAUGAUGACGCAGGGUCAGCAGCCUAUGAUGUUCCCAAAUCAAGGGAUGAUGAUGGCACCACAAAGUCAAGGAAUGAUGCAGCAAGGAAUGGCUCCCCAGACUGCCCAGCCUGCUCCCAAACAGUCUCAACCACAGACGGGUAUGUGGAACGUCAGUGGUCUUGACAUCUCGUUAGAUAAUCUGAGCGGUGGUGGUCCUAAACAAAACAGGGGCGUUCCUAUGUCUCAGAUGAUGCCGGGCCAGCCAGUACAGUAUCCCCCUAUGCAGUACGGUGGAAUGCAACAGGGAGGUGGAGCUAUGAACUUCCAGCAAGGUGGAAUGCAAAUGGGUGGCGGUAUGCCAAACAUGAUGCCCAUGCAACAACAACAGCAGCAGCCGCAGCAAGGCAUGCAAAACUUCGGACAAUUCAAUCAGAUGCCUCAGCAACAAAGAGGCAGCGUACCCCAACAGAAUUUCUUACCCAUGGGUAGUAACUCGGGCGGUGGAUUUAGCCAGCCACCCGGUUCAUUUAAUAAUCAGCAGGGAUUUCAACAACUAGGCAAUCUGAGCUGAGUGAGAGAGGACUUUAGUUCUUAUUCUCUUCUAGGAGGAGUCAGUCAGAGGUUAACUCUGCAGGUGUGCUGGUUCACAUCCGCAGCUUCUCCUCACAACCGUGGGACUCUUGACAAGUGUCUUGCAAAGAGUUUGCUGAUUUUAUGUUCAAAAUUCGGGCUCCGGGGCAGGUGGCUUCAUGUGAUAUUAUAUAUAUUGAGUGAUGUGUCAUGAUAUUAUGGAAUAAGUGUUUUUAAUUUAGUAAGCUGUACUGAAAGUCUAACUAGAAUCACCGUAGAAUAUAUAUAUAUAUAUAUAUAUAUAUUCAAUAUAACCAAGUUUUAUCAACAACUACUUGUGAAAUUCAAAUUCAACUGACUUACUUCUUUGAUUUUGUUUAAGUUUACCUUAAUUAAACGAAAAGAUUACUUCCAGAGUAAUUUGUAGGAGUUAAUUUUUAUAAAUUUCUGUUCAUUUAAAAAGACUUGCAGAUAAUUAGUCAAUAGCUAUGAUAUUGCUAUUAACCUGCCCUUUUAAAUCUUCGAGAAGUUAGAACGUAAAU
Messenger RNA from Bolinopsis microptera, 3996 nucleotides. RefSeq names its product clathrin interactor 1-like. Gene Ontology annotation, biological process: endocytosis. Gene Ontology annotation, molecular function: clathrin binding; phospholipid binding. Bases 1353 to 3455 code for a protein of 700 amino acids. NCBI's taxonomy places the organism in Eukaryota, Metazoa, Ctenophora, Tentaculata, Lobata, Bolinopsidae. The transcript is spliced from 16 exons. The record is from RefSeq and is a predicted model, not a curated record. Gene Ontology annotation, cellular component: clathrin vesicle coat; plasma membrane; endosome.